UCGAAGUUGGGACUUAUAACCUUGGCGAGGACGCACACUUACAGAAUGCUGUAGACUGUAGAAGGAAGCUGUUACUCUGUAGUCUGUGAACCGUGAUGGUGGGGUCACUUUGACUUUCGUCCCAACUGUUGCUUUUGGUUGUUGACGGAUUGAAAACAAUGAUCUUUCCAUUUAAUAAGUCUACAGCUAAGGAUAGGGCGUACAGAUUUUGUAGUUCCUAGCUUGACACGACGUCGAAGAUGUUGCCCAAUUAUUUUUUAAUACAACGUUCACUUCCUUUCUGCUCCUUCAUCACCACCUUCUGCAUUGUCAUGACUUUGCUUAUAUUCUCUACAGAUUUUAGGAGCAGGUAUUACCGCAGUUACAACAGAAGCCUGGUCUAUGACUUCGAGUCUUAUAUGCAGGAGUCGCCUUUUGUUGUGACUUCCAUACAGGCGGGUUUCAUAAAACCACCCAGGCCCCGGUUGCAGAAUGUGACAGUUUUAAAACCGAACACUCCAAAAGUACUUCUCACCGCUUUCAAGCAUAAGAAAGGAGGCAUUUUUAUCGAGUGUGGCGGCGGGCUUGUUAGCGAUACUCUUUGGCUUGAGAAAUUCUGGGGAUGGAGAGGGUUGAUCACACAGCCUCAUCCAGAAGACUACGACGCUCUGGCUGCCUCUGGACGGAAAAGAGCUCAUACCGCCAGAGUCUGCAUCAGCCCAACAAUCUAUCCGACUCAUGCCACUUUUAAGCAAACUUCAAGGGCUGAGGAAGGUAGAACGACAGUGAUUCCUUGCUUCCCUCUCUAUUCAUUGAUUCAAGCAUAUAAUGCUUCCUCUGUUGACCUGUUAAUACUUAAUGUUGUCAGUAAACAUUACCACCAAGUUUUGAAGACAAUACCAGUUGGGAAGAUAAGUAUUUCUGUGAUAGGAUUCGUCCUCAAAGAUUCUGAUGACUCGUUUGAGGGCGACGACGACCCCUGCUGCUCCGAAGGGAUAGAGGAGUUUCUUAGUAAAUGGGGCUAUAAAAGACUAACCGACUGCCCGACAUCCGAAAUCAGUUGUUAUUUUUCCUGCAAAUCUCCGACGCACUGUCCCACGGUGGAGGAUUGAACAAUUGAAACUAUUUAGGCAGUUAAGAAAGAUAAAGUGCAAUUAUUCUUGUUUUGAUAUUAAUACACGUAUAAUAUUUUUCCAGUGUGUAAAAUAAAUUUAUAUUUUUUUUAAACUGAAUGCUGAUGUGAUAAUAAGUUGUAACUAGUUAAAUAAAGGAAUUUUUGUAAUCAAUCCA
Molecule: messenger RNA, 1269 nt
Organism: Cimex lectularius (bed bug)
Lineage: Eukaryota; Metazoa; Arthropoda; Insecta; Hemiptera; Cimicidae
Exons: 5
Coding region: 240-1091 (283 amino acids)
Source: RefSeq, a predicted model, not a curated record